CUGACAAUGCUCAAGUAAUAGAGCACAUGACACACAAUAUUCCUAGCCUCGAUAGGGAGAAAAUCCUUCAGUCCGUGCAUGGGGCAAGGUUUGAUCGUAUUAGUGCCAUAUAUAAUCUUCUUGAGGAACAACUGAUAGAAUCAGCUGCAUCUUCCCCAUCGAUAGCCUUGUACCCACAGCCACUCCCAGUUGUUCCCACACAUCACAGAAAGUCAUCCAUUACCACAGGUUUUGUAGACAGAAGUCCAGUGUCAGACACUGAAGAACCUGCACAAGCUGUACCACUCUUCCCUUGUUCCCCCCUUCCUCCCAACCCACCCAUUGCCUACGACCCUUUCCAGGCCUCUUCCUCUUUUGAGAAGUAUGGUGAGCCUGAUGUAAGUGGAGAAUCUGACAAUGAUGAACCCAACCAGCGGUCUGUGGAUCAGUAUCGGCACUCUAGGAGACACACAGUUGGUCCAGGAGACACUCAUCAUGAAGAGGUGAGAGGUCAGCUCCAGUUAUUUGGCCCAGGGGGAUGUGUUGUGGGUACCCACCAACAACCACCAGUGUCCAUCUUGCCCCAGACCAAUCUUCCACAGAACCUUCCUCUGGUGCAGGAUUUGCCUCCACAGAACUUCUCAACAAAAGAUCAACAUCUGUUGAAACCACCUCCAUGCAUGGGUACUGGCAGUGGCUUAGGAAGACGUGCAUCGGAUGGAGGGGCCAAUCUACAAAUGUACUUCCAGCGCCAGUUUGAAGGAGGUUGGAGUCAUCCUAAUAGUCAAGAACAAAUUACACAGAUGGGACUUGGGGUAAGAGGGAUGGGUGGCCACUCGCAGCCUCUGCCUCAACAGGACGAUGAGCAAAUUGUUGUGCACAAAGAUGAGAUUGAUCCUUUAGACGUUGCUAAGUACAUAUCGGGCAGAGGUGGUAGUCAGAGAGCCACUUUGCCUCUGGUGGGACCAAAAGAUGUUCAGGAGGCUCAGAGAAAGAUGACGCCCAAUAGAUCACGGAGAACAGGCCUUCUCACUGUGACUGAAAGACCCCCUGUAAUAACUCCAGAACUAAGAAUGGAAGUAGAGGAACGUAUGAAACGACCCUACGUUCCGUCUCAUCUUCAAGUGCUUUAUUCAAAUGCAUCAAUGGGGAAUACUCAGUUAAAUCCCAGCCAAGUCACAGGGGGCAUAACAACUGGCAUUCCUCCGUCACCAAGUGCAAAUGCCACUAUUACACCAGGCAUCGUAUCAGGCAUUCCCCACCCCCACACCCCCAAAAGACCUCCAAAUCCUAUUCAUCAACCGCACAACCUGUCGGGCCAUCCUUUCCUCAGCUACAGUUGCUGUUCCACAUCCCUAACAAUGUCCUCAUCCUCUCCUUCGUUUUGUUCACAUACGUCCUCGUAUUCCUCUCCUAAUUGUACAUCUUCUUCUUCCUCCUCAUCGUGUUCCUCGUCCUCUUCUUCCUAUUCCUCCUCCUCCACUACCCCAGGAAUAAUCUCAGGUAUCCCACCCCAUAACAACAACAACAUCAACAACAACAAUCCCAGGCCAAAACAUACGAGAAAGAGAAAGACCGGCCUUGCCACAGUCUUGGAAAAUAACAGGCUAGAUUCGUCACCGCCAGAUGAAACAGAUUGCGUCAUAGUGGGUCGAGAUAACUACAAGGACCCAAUGUAUCUAACAUCAGAUCGAUACUCUCUGGGCAACAACGCACGUCGCGCUUCUGACUCCACCAUCACUCACAUUAGCCUCUCUAAUAUAUAUCAAGAAUUCCAGAAGCUGCAGAAGGACAGCGGCAGUGACAGAUCCAGCACAUACAAGCAGAGCUUCAGCGGGGUCACUCUCUCCACUGGAUUGGAGUCACCUCCUCCAGCCCAGCAUCCUGCCAACAGGAGGGGCAUCCCAGCACAAGGAGCAUCUCCCAUGUCACCCACAUCCAUGCAUGGGGGAUCCAUAGCUGGGGGGUCACCCUGCCGGUCCCCGCACCCCCCAUCUCCGAGCCAGCACCACCCGCAAACCAUCCGUUGA
This is a messenger RNA of Penaeus vannamei (Pacific white shrimp), 2009 nucleotides long. The record is from RefSeq and is a predicted model, not a curated record. Lineage: Eukaryota; Metazoa; Arthropoda; Malacostraca; Decapoda; Penaeidae.